CCCGCGCCGCCAGCCCGGAAGGAGCCGGCCGGCCUGAGCGCCCGCGGCGGCUGAGUCAGGCGGCGAGCGCGGCCCGUUACCGCCGGCGCCGGGGGCCGGGGUGGCGCUGUGGUUUCGGUGCGGGCCGCGGGCGGGAGGGCGGCAGCCUAACGAGCUCUCGGCACGCACCCUCCCCCGCCCCGCUCCUGUCCCGUCCCGCGGGGGCCCCGGCGCCCAGCUCCGGCGUCGGCCCCGAGAGCCCUAGUUUCACCGUGGGAGCCGGGCGCGGGUCCCGCCGGCAUCUGCGCGGCGGCCGGGGGUGACCGCAGCCCCUUGGGGUCGGCAGCGGGCCCCACGCUGCCGGUGGCUGCGGCCUGAGAGUCCCUCUCCCCUGCGCAGGGGCCCGCGCGCCUCACCAUGGGGCCCCUGAGCCGGGACGCCUGGGCCCAGCGCUUGGGGGCCUUCCGGGCCAGCCCGUCCGCCUUCAUGGCAGGUCCCGAGGGGGAGGAUUUGGGUCGCGACCUGCUGGGCGACCUGAGAAGUGAGAAGCUGAGCGAACAGACCAAGGUUUCCCUGGUGGCCCUGAGCUUGGAGUACCCUGCGCAGCUGUGGCCCGACGCCUCUGCGGCCGAGGUGGCCGCCACCUCCCUGUUGGACACCUUGGUCCUCCUACCCCCGCGUCCCUCAGCUCUUCGUCGGCCACUGCUGCUGGCGGCCACCACUGCCCUGGCGGCGGGCGGCGCGCUGGGCCCCACCUCGGGCGCCUCCUGCCGGCUCCUGCCCCUACUGCUCGGCCUGGCCGCGGGCAGCGAUCUGGGGCGAGGCUUUGUCCCCGCCUCGGAACAGCGCCCCUUGCGGGCUACCGCCUGCGAGUGCCUGCGAGAGCUAGAGAGCUGCAAACCUGGGCUGCUGGGGGGCUCCCUGGGGUUGCUGCGGGGCCUGCUGGGGCAGGAAGGCCCCGUCCAGCCACUCAGCCUGUUGCUGGCCCUUGCUUUGCGCAACACCUUGGUGCUCCAGUCCCGGGUUGGGGCUGGCCUGGGGGGACUGCUCACGGAUAAGGUCUCCCCAACUGGGGGUGGUCCCUGGGAUUGGACACUAGUGGAGGAGGGCGAUGGACGCCUUCAGCCCCAGGCACCCAGCUGGCCGGCAGCUGAGGAGGGAGAGGGGGAGCGUAGUCUUACAGCACAAGAGCACAGCCCUGAGGAGGCGCGGGAGCUGCGGGCUGCGGUGAUCCAGCUUCUGGACACCUCCUAUCUGCUCACUCCUGUGGCCCAGGCCCAGCUCCUGUGGCUGCUGGGCUGGGCCCUGCGGGGUCUGCAGGGACAGCCACCGGCACUCUUCAAGCCGCAGCUGGUACGGCUGCUAGGCACAGCACAGCUGACACUGUUGCACGCCGUGCUUGCGCUCAAGGCGGCCUUUGGUGAGGCCCUGUUCACAGCCCAGGAUGAAGCGCUGCUGCUCCGCCGGCUCACCUUGGCUGCCCAGCACCCUGCUCUGCCUCCGCCCACCCAUCUCUUUUACCUGCACUGCCUCCUGAGCUUCCCUGAGAACUGGCCGCUGGGCCCUGAAGGUGAGGAGGCUGCCCCACUGCUGCUAGGGCCCCAGCUAUGCCGUGGUCUCCUGCCCAGUCUCGUGCAUGACCCAAUGGCCCUCCUGGCCCGCCUGCAUUUACUGUGCCUGCUCUGUGCCGAGGACGAAGAAGAGGAGAAAGGCCAGCUUCCAAGCCCACGGCACUACCUGGAAGAGCUGCUGGCUGGCUUGCGGCAGCGGGCAGCCCUGGAUGGGGGCCCCCGGGCCUUGGCCACUCUCUGCUUCCAGGCCUCAUAUCUGGUGGCCCGCUGCCUGGCUGGGCAACCUACGGUGCUGACCCCCUUGAUCCACGGACUGGCCCAGCUGUACCAAGCCCAGCCCAUUCUGGCUCCCCACUUUGUGGACCUCUUGGAUCAGGUGGACUCUGAGCUGAGGGAGCCCCUGAAGGUGGUGUUGCGGCAGGUGGUGGUGUCCAGGCCGGGCAGGGAUGAAGCUCUUUGCUGGCACUUGCAAAUGCUGGCAAAGGUGGCAGAUGGAGAUGCCCAGAGUGCUACCCUCAACUUUCUACAGGCCGCAGCUGCCCACUGCACGAACUGGGACCUACAGCAGGGCCUGCUGCGGGUCUGCCGGGCGCUGCUGCGGGCAGGGGUGAGGGGUGGCCUGGUCGACUUGCUGCAGGUGCUGGCCAGGCAGCUGGAGGACCCUGAUGGGCGUGACCAUGCCCGCCUCUACUACAUCCUGCUGGCACACCUGGCAGCACCCAAGUUGGGGGUGGCCCUGGGCCCCUCACUUGCCGCACCUGCACUGGCGUCUUCACUGGUGGCCGAGAACCAGGGCUUUGUGGCAGCACUGAUGGUGCAGGAGGCCCCGGCCCUGAUACGGCUGAGCAUGGGGUCCCAUCGGGUCAAGGGCCCACUCCCAGUGCUGAAGCUCCAGCCGGAGGCGCUGGAGCCCAUCUACUCUGUGGAGCUGCGCUUCCGUGUGGAAGGACAGCUAUAUGCACCCCUGGAGGCUGUCCAUGUGCCCUGCCUGUGUCCUGGCCGCCCUGCCCGCCCUCUGCUCCUGCCGCUGCAGCCCCGAUGCCCGGCCCCCGCACGGCUGGAUGUCCACGCCCUUUACACCACAUCCACUGGUUUCACGUGCCAUGCCCACUUGCCACCCCUGUUCGUGAACUUUGCCGACCUCUUUCUGCCUUUCCCUCAGCCCCCAGCGGGGGCCGGGCUGGGCUUCUUUGAGGAGCUCUGGGAUUCCUGCCUGCCAGAGGGUGCUGAGAGUCGUGUGUGGUGUCCACUUGGGCCACAGGGCCUGGAGGGCUUGGUGUCCCGCCACCUGGAGCCUUUCGUCAUGGUGGCCCAGCCCCCUACCAGCUACUAUGUAGCGAUCCACUUGCCCCCGGACUCAAAGCUGCUGCUGCGGCUGGAGGCAGCCCUGGCAGAUGGAGUGCCUGUGGCCCUGCGGACCGAUGACUGGGCCGUGCUGCCCCUGGCAGGGGACUACCUCCGUGGGCUAGCGGCUGCUGUCUGAGCCCCGGGAGACCAGGUGGCAGGACUGUGGCCCUUGUGGGGGCCAAGUCACACUCCUGUAGCUCUUUCCCCAAAACCCUGCAUUCUGCAGCGCCCUCGCUGGCUUGUUUUCUUGUGGGCCCCAGUUGGGAACAGGCUCAUGGGGGUGAGGGUCUGUCUUAGUCUGUUUUUGCUGCUCUAGCAAGAUACCUGAGACUGGGUAAGUUCUAAUAAACAGAAAUGUA
Messenger RNA from Nomascus leucogenys (northern white-cheeked gibbon), 3256 nucleotides. RefSeq names its product adaptor related protein complex 5 subunit beta 1 (gene AP5B1). Gene Ontology annotation, biological process: endosomal transport. The record is from RefSeq and is a predicted model, not a curated record. NCBI's taxonomy places the organism in Eukaryota, Metazoa, Chordata, Mammalia, Primates, Hylobatidae. Gene Ontology annotation, cellular component: AP-type membrane coat adaptor complex; lysosomal membrane.